Molecule: messenger RNA, 876 nt
Organism: Dreissena polymorpha
Lineage: Eukaryota; Metazoa; Mollusca; Bivalvia; Myida; Dreissenidae
Exons: 3
Coding region: 158-583 (141 amino acids)
Source: RefSeq, a predicted model, not a curated record
AUUAAUACUAAUUUUUUAUUGGCGUAUAUUAAGUUCCUUGCUAUGUUGGCCACGUAUGAUUUUAAAAUUACGCCAGACUCUAUGUAUAUAAAGUAUCUUAUGUAAGUGAUGAUUAUAAAAAAUCUUUGGUCUCUAACACAAAAGGAAGCUAAAUAAGAUGAGGACAUAUUUAAUUGUUGUCGGUGCUCUACUGUGCUUUCUGAACAGUGCCUGCGCCAUUGACAUCUAUGGCUUAAGCUACAACUAUUUCGAUGAAAUGGCCCAGACCUAUUGCGCUUCAAAAAGUGACGGGUGGGUGUUCAGUUUGCGACGUGAUUGCGCCGGCGUGGCUCCAACGUGUAACGACAUCUGUGCGUCAGCAUCAGGCGAAAUUCUUAGAACGAUAUCAAAUCAACGAAACAAGGUUGCGUGUUUCGAUGCAUUUAACAUUAACAAAGGCCACAAUCAACUGCGAGCUAACCCAGCUAAUUCGCAGCCGGACGCAGGAAAAGUCAGUUUCGCCACCUAUGGUUAUGGUUCCGGCGGAUGUACCUGGACACCGAAUCACUGUGGACCAAACUAUUGCUGUUGCCAUGCGUUCUAGUAGAACACAGUACAAUCGGCAAAGUUUUCGGACUUCGAUUAUUAUUGAUUUAGAUGAGUGUCGCUUAAAUGCAAUUUGCAACGUUUUACUACUGUUAAUUUAUGGACAAAUUAUGCAUAAAAUGUAGCUACACGAUGUUCAAAGUUUGACGUAAUACUUUCUGUAUGUUUUGGAGCUUAAGAUAAAAUAAGUUGUAAAAAUAUAAGGCACACAAUGUGUGUGACUUUCAAAACAGUAUAUAUAGUAAAUAAUAUAGUAAAUAUGCGUCUUAAAAGUUCUACAACACGGAUUGU